AUGGCUAUAAUCCGGGAACACAGAAGUGCAAACAUAGAAGAGGACCUGAACAUUAGAUACAACAGAUACAACUGGAACAUUAGGAACACAGAUGUAGAGACGGAAAUACAGAAGGUGGAGACAGGAAAUACAGACAGUGCAUGGAGGAAAUACACAGGAGAAGGAGGCAGGACCCGGAACACACAGAUGAAGGACAGGAACGAACACAAGGACAUAUGGACAGUAACUGGACCGAAUACACACACAAGGAGAAGGAGGACACAUGAAGAUGGAACACAGACAUGGAAAUCACAGAUGGAGACACAGACAGGACACACUGAAAAGGAAAUCACACAGGAUGGAGGAAAAACGGAACAUAGGAACUGUAGAGGACCCCGGAAACACAGACGGAACACAGAAUGGAGACAGGCAGGAACACAGGAAGGACCGAACACAGAGACACACAGGAAAUAUAACCGGAACACAGACAAGGAGGCAUGGAACAGACAGGAACACAAGGAACACAAGGAAAAACGGAACACAGGAAAUAAGGAUGGAGGACCGGACAGACAACCGGAACACAGGAUGGACCGGAACACAGAAGGAGACAGGAACACACAGGAUGGUGAGACCGGACACUGGAACACAGACAGGACAGGACACAGGAAGGUGGAGACACACAGACAACCCCGGAACACAGGCACAGACAAAGAAAGACAGGAAUGGAACAGAUGGAGACAUAACCGGAAAUACAUAGGAAAUACAGGACGUAGACCAACAACACAGGAAACACAAGCAGUGGAGACAACUGGAACACAGGAAGGUGGAGACAAAGGACCGGAACACAGAGACACAGCUGUAGAUGAGAACAAGGACCAAGAUGAUGAGAACUGGAACAAGAAACACAGACGAACACAACAGGAGCACAGGACCCCGGAACCGGAACACAGUGGAGAGACUGGAACACAGACAGUGAACACACAGGUGAGCAUGGAAUGGAACAUAGACAUAACCCAACACACAAGAUGUAGACAAAGAAUCCGGAACAUAGACCAGGAAGAUGAACACAAGGAACAGGAGGAGGUGGAGGACAGGACCGGAACACACAACCGGAACACAGGUGGAGACAGCAGGACCGGAACACAACACAGACAGGACCCGGAACACAGACAUACAGACAGGAACACAGAGACAGGCAUAACUGGAACACACAGACAGAACUGGAAACAUAAGUGGAGGAGGAAAAAUCCGACAGACAGGACCCGGAACACAAGAAGGUGGAGACAGGAAGACAACUGGAAGACACAGACAGUGGAACUGAGGACAGAGGACCCGGAACACAGACAACCCGGAACACAGGAAGCACAGAUGAAGACAGGACCGGAACACACAGACAGAACUGGAAGACAGGAACACAAGAAGGAGACAGUGGCAGGACCCGAACACACAGACAACUGGAAUGACAAUCAAGGACAGAAUCCCGAAGACAAGAAGGUGGAGACAGGAAGAACUGGAACACAGGAAGGAUGA
This is a messenger RNA of Haliotis rubra (blacklip abalone), 1509 nucleotides long. RefSeq lists its product as uncharacterized. NCBI's taxonomy places the organism in Eukaryota, Metazoa, Mollusca, Gastropoda, Lepetellida, Haliotidae. Bases 1 to 1509 code for a protein of 502 amino acids. The record is from RefSeq and is a predicted model, not a curated record. The transcript is spliced from 3 exons.